This is a messenger RNA of Cokeromyces recurvatus, 555 nucleotides long. RefSeq lists its product as uncharacterized. Lineage: Eukaryota; Fungi; Mucoromycota; Mucoromycetes; Mucorales; Mucoraceae. The transcript is spliced from 2 exons. The record is from RefSeq and is a predicted model, not a curated record. The coding region runs from base 1 to 555 and encodes 184 amino acids.
AUGACUUCUGUUAAAGUCCUUAUACCUUCAGUUGCUAUUGAAGUUAUUUUGCAUAAACAAUUGUGGCAAAGGACGUCUUUAAGAAAUUUAACAUUAUGUUUAGCCGGUAUUAAUGCUUAUUGGUUUGCAACUACUUUAAAUUGGAGCUUCUUGGAGACUCCCUUCUUUUUAAAAUCACCUCACUUGUCUGAUCAACAAAAGGUGGGUUACAGAAGACAACGCUUUAACUGGUUAAAUAAAAUCGAGAUUGCUGUAACUGUUCUUGGUUUAGAUUUGUACUGUGAAUGGAGAAAACGAAUUCUUGAUAAUAACGGGUAUAUUGAUGCUUGCUUAGCUAGAUCGAUUUGGAUUCCUGCAACAGUCACAGCUAUUCAAGCAGUUUAUCUUCUUCCUAAAUUAAACAAAAAAUCAAAAGAAAUUCCUUCUUCAACACAAUCUAAUGAAAAAUGUGCAUCGUUUCCAAAAGCACAUUGUGCUUAUAUUGGAUUUGAAGCUGUCAAACUUACAGGAUUAGCAGUUGCUGGUCUUCGAUUUGGUAAAAUGCUUACACUUUAA